This is a messenger RNA of Purpureocillium lilacinum, 633 nucleotides long. RefSeq lists its product as uncharacterized. The record is from RefSeq and is a predicted model, not a curated record. NCBI's taxonomy places the organism in Eukaryota, Fungi, Ascomycota, Sordariomycetes, Hypocreales, Ophiocordycipitaceae.
AUGGCCAGUCAAGACGAGCAGCAAGAGCAACAGCCCGUGUACUUUUGGCGCGAGACAGACCCGCAGACGGGCUGGCUGUCGCAGUGGUACUACUGCCCGUUCCGCGACGACGAGGACCCGUCGGUCGUGUACGACACGGCAGAGCACUACAUGAUGUACCACAAGGCGCUCCUCUUCGGCGACCGCCGCGUCGCCGCGCAGGUCCUCGCCCAGGGGCUGCACCCGCGCAAGGUGAAGGCCCUGGGCCGCAAGGUGGCGGGCUUCGACGAGGCGACGUGGACGGCGCGCCGCGGGGAGAUUGUGCGCCGCGGCAACGUGCUCAAGUUUACGCGCGCGGUGACGGAGGAGGGGUUCCGCAAGGGCACGACCGCGGCUGGCAAGACGCUUAGGAAGACGAGGGCGGGGACCCGUCUUGGUGACGAUGAUGGGCUGCCGCCGCUCAUCGAGGGGAGCUUGCGCGAGAUGCUGCUCGCGACGGGGGAGCGCGAGAUCGUCGAGGCGAGUCCGUAUGACAGCAUAUGGGGCAUUGGCUUCACGGAGAGGGACGCCGAGGGCAUGCGGGAGCAUUGGGGCGAGAACCUGCUCGGUAAGGCGCUCAUGGAGGUGCGGAGCGAGCUCAGGGAGAGCGCGUGA